AUGCAGAGUAGUACGCCAUCAUACAUCCAUUCCACGUUACCGUGUGAUGUGCCUCUGUACGUACACGAGCUGAUUGCAGAGAGACUGCCGGCGCUGACAGAGCACUUUAAAGCCAAUGACGUGGACAUUGGACCUCUCAUCACACCAUGGCUACUCACCGUGUUUGUUAUUGACACACGUACACAUGUGAUGUUUCGCAUAUGGGACGCGUUCUUGCUGGAGGGCGUGAAAGUGCUGAUCCGAGUGGUACUUGCCAUCUUCACUAUUCACGAGCAACACCUGCUGACUGUCACAGGCAGCGACGACCUCUUUGUCAGGAUCAAGCAAUUGCCAGGCGAAACAACAGAUGGAGAUGAGCUCAUGCAGGUCGCAUUCGGACUCAAGAAGUUCAAAUGGCAACAUAUCCAACAGAAAAGGAUAACUCUGUUUCAGCAGUGGUCACAAUAAACACAUACACGUACACAUCC
Molecule: messenger RNA, 467 nt
Organism: Sphaeroforma arctica JP610
Lineage: Eukaryota; Ichthyosporea; Ichthyophonida
Exons: 6
Coding region: 1-447 (148 amino acids)
Source: RefSeq, a predicted model, not a curated record